Messenger RNA from Danio aesculapii, 4147 nucleotides. It is a transcript of the gene natd1, whose product is annotated as protein NATD1. The record is from RefSeq and is a predicted model, not a curated record. The transcript has 3 exons. Lineage: Eukaryota; Metazoa; Chordata; Actinopteri; Cypriniformes; Danionidae. Bases 131 to 463 code for a protein of 110 amino acids.
ACUUCACAGCUGAUUUCCGUGGAUUGCGUGUUUUCGCUGGAUCAGAUGUUCGUCCUGUCCUCAGCUAGGCAUGAAUGCAGUCGGAUCAGCCGUGGCACAGUGACACACACAGCUUCCCCAGACAGCAGACAUGGCCCAGGCUGCACAGAUAAACGUCCUCGAUAUCAGCACUCGUCUCCGGGUGGAGCACGACAAGAAGAGACGACAAUUCAGCAUCCGUUUGAACGGCUCCCAUGACAGGGCUGUGCUGCUGUAUGAAUAUGUGGGCAAGAAGACGGUGGAUUUGCAGCACACGGAGGUCCCUGAAGCUUACAGAGGACGAGAGAUCGCCAAACACCUGGCCAAGGCUGCAAUGGAUUUUGUAGUCGAGGAGGACCUAAAGGCCCAUUUAACCUGCUGGUACAUCCAGAAAUUUGUCAAGGAAAAUCCUCACCCGCAAUACUUGGAGCGCAUCCUCCACUGAACACGUUGAGGAUCUCUCAAUUCUAUCAGGAUCAACUGGGAUUGGGUGGGAUGGGUAUCUGUUGGGUGUCCCUAAUCUGUCUUGAAACUCCACAAAAGAAAGAGGUUUACUUUUUGUGUGUGUUUGCGAGAGUGAAUGUGACUGAAGGAGGGGAAAAGAUCUGAAACUACAAAGCUGUGUAAACGUUUUUCUUAGGAAAGAGGAGCGUGUGGAAUUUGAGGUGGGUUUUUGACUCCCAGUUACUCAAGUGGACUCUAAAGCCAAUCCACAGAAGUGAGAGGAUUACGACCGCCACUAUGAACUCCCAAAAACCAGUGGUUUUAUAUGAUCGUAAGGGUGACAUUAGACUCCAUAUGCCUUUCUGGCUCCGCGCCUUCAGAUUCAAUGGUGCUGAUAAGCGAGAUACACACACACAAUUAUGUUACACCCACAUGCACACUCAGCCUGGAGUUUUAGGGACGCCACAAUCAAAUCGUCCCGCCGUUGAAUUCUGUGCAUGAUCUAGGCUGAUCUUGUGUGUACUAAGGCCAGUGAAGAGCUCGGGCUCUGGAGACAAUCGCCUGCCCAUGUAUUCGCAGGACUGAACCUCUCAGGAUGCACACUUUAUAAAUAACAAUAAAGCACCUCUGGAUAGAGCAGAGCUUCUCAGAUCUGGGACUUGAGAUCCACUUGUCCUCCAUUUCUGAUCCAACACCUGAAUCAGCUGAUAAAGGCCUUCAGGAUUACUGUACAGAUGCAGGCACGUUAAAGGGGUAGUUCACCCAAAAAUUUAAAUUAGCGCAUGAUUUACUCUCCCUCAAGGCAUCAUAGGUGUAUAUGAGUUGAAUCAUUUAGUCAAAUACGAUGGUAGUUAGAUAAAAAUAACUGUCCUGGGUCGUUUAACAGCAAUGGCUGAGUGUUUUUUCUUUAACAGUCCAAAACAAGACCAAUGAAGUGCAUCCAUCUGUAAUUAACAGGACCGUACAUGGCUCAGACAGGUGAAUAAAAGUCCUGUAGUGAGUUGAUGUGCUUUUUAAAGUCAAAAAUCCCUAUUUACAACUUAAUGAACAGUUUUUUUUAUUGAAGGAAAAGAAAAAUUGCAUACAAUACAGCAGUAAACAUUAGUUACCUUUUUUCUAUUUUAGUUUUAACCCAAGACCUGCAGAUCCUGCGGCAGCUUAACAAAAUAAUUAUGGUCAAAUACAAUAAUUACAUAGUCUGGAACCUUUAUGAACAAUUUUGUGUAACUUUGCUCACUGUCAUACAUUGUAUAAGUUACAAACAUUCAAAUAUUCACUGUUAGCUAAGCUUAGCAUAAAUCAUUGAAUCGGAUUAGACCAUUAGCAUCUAUUAUACAAUGGCAUUAAUUAAUUUACCACAUUUAUUUUAUGUUACAGCCUUAUUUCAAAAUGUAUUAAAUUCAUUAAUUUCCUCAAUUCUACACACAAUACCCCAUAAUGACAACGUGAAAAAAAAAAGUUUUUGAAAUUGUUGCAAAUUUAUUACAAAUAAAAAACCUGAAAAAUCACAUGUACAGAAGUAUUCACAGCCUUUGCCGUGAAGCGCUAAAUUGAGCUCAGGUACAUUCUGUUUCUGCUGAUCAUUCUUGAGGUGUUUCAGCAGCUUAAUUGGAGGUCACCUGUGGUAAAUUCAGUUGAUUGGACAUGAUUUGAAAAGGCGUACACCUGUCUAUAUAAGGUCCCAGGGUUGACAGUGCAUGUCAAAGCACAAACCAAGCAUGAAGACAAAGGAAUUGUCUGUAGACCUCCGAAACAGGAUUGUCUCAAGACACAAGGCUGGGGAAGGUUACAGAAAAAUUUCUGCUGCUCUGAAAGUUCCAGUGGGCACAGUGGCCUCCAUCAUCCGUUAGUGGAAGAUGUUUGGAACCAGCAGGACUCUUGCUAGAGCUGGCCAGCCAUCUAAGCUGUGUGAUCGGGGGAGAAGAGCCUUAGUCAGGGAGGUGAUCAAUAACCUGAUGGUCACUCUUUCUAAGCUCCAGCUUUCUUCUGUGGAGAGAGGAGAACCUUACAGAAGGACAACCAUCUGUGCAGCAAUCCACCAAUCAGCCCUGUAUGGUAGAGUGGACAGACAGAAGCCACUCCCCACCUGGAUUUUGCCAAAAGGCACCUGAAGGACUCUCAGACCAUAAGAAACAAAAUUCUCUGGUCUGAUGAGACUGAAAUUGAACUCUUUGGAGUGAAUACCAGGCACCGCUCAUCACCAGGGUAAUACCAUGAAGCCGUGUGAAUAUGUGAAUACAGUGAAGCAUGGUGGUGGCAGCAUCAUGCUGUGGGGAUGUUUUUCAGCAGCAGGAACUGGAAGACUAGUCAGGACAGAUGGAAAGAUGAAUGCAGCAAUGUACAGAGACAUCCUGAAUGAAAACCUAUUCAGAGUGCUCUUGAUCUCAGACUGGGGCGACGGUUCUUCAGCAGGACAAUGACCCAAAGCACACCACCAAAAUAUCAAUGGAGUGGCUUCACAACAACUCUGUGAAUGCCCUUGAGUGUCCCAGCCAGAGCCCAAACCUAAAUCCUAUUAAACAUUUCUGGAGAGAACUGAAAAAUGGCUGCACACCAUCGCUUCCCAUCCAACCUGAUAGAGUUUGAGAGGUACUGCAAAGAGGAAUGGGUAGAAAUUCCCAAAGACAGGUGUGCCAAGCUUGUGGCAUCAUAUUCCAAAAGACUUGAGGCUGUAAUUGCUGCCAAAGGUGCAUCAACAAAGUAUUGAGCAAAGGCUGUGAAUACUUCUGUACAUGUGAUUUUUCAGGUUUUUUUAUUUUUAAUAAAUUUGCAACUAUUUCAAAAAAUCUUUUUUCACAUUGUCAUAAUGGGGUAUUGUGUGUAGAAUUUUGGCAAAUUUGAGCCAUUUUGGAAUAAGGCUGUAACAUAAAAAAUGUGGAAAAAGUGGAGCGCUGUAAUUACUAGCCAUAUAUAAGGCUAGGAAAUAGCAACGUUUCAUUUUUUUAUUGACUUGCAUGAAGAAGAGUCAAACUUUAAAUAGGAAAAUCUUUUUUAUUUUACGGGCGAGAUGCUAAUGGUCUAAUCAGAUUCAAUUAUCUAAGCUAAGCUAAGUUAAAAAGUGCUCCCGCCAGACCCGAAGAUUGGCUAAAUGAAUUUCUAAAAGUGGUAAAAUCAACAGGUUAACUCUAGGAUGAGCUUAUUUCCAAAAACAAAAGUGACAUGUUCCUUUUAAACGACUCCAGUUGUGUUAAGGGGUCAUGAGCUAAUAUUAAUUUUGAGUGAACUAACCCUUAAACCCUGCAGUAAAGUGGAUCUUGAAGGCUGGAGUUGAGAAACCGUGUCUCAGAGGAUUCUGUUACAUGUGGAUGGAUGUGUGUGUGUGUGCGCCGUAUGUUGAAUGACUGAGUUCGAGUGUGUGAAUGUCAGUGUGUGUCAGGCACUCCCAUAAUUCCCAGGGGCUAAUGAAAAGUCAGUCUGCGAACUGCCUUGAGCAAGAACGGUUGUUCGCUUGCCAUAUUCUGUGCUGACUUGAAAGUGACCAUGACCCCAUCGAUGACCAUACUGUUGCUGGAGAUAAUAACCAAGGUCAAAUAUUUCAAGCAAAACAACCAGGCUCUGUCAUACGUCAGUUUAUGAUGUAAUUCUAACUAAAAAUGCCUGAAGUUCAUCUGUUUUUACACAUUUAUGUACUCUUAAUAUUACUGUUUAUGUAUUUGAAUAAUAAAAAACAAACAUUAAGAUAUAA